AAUGAAAAUUAAUAACAAUAAUAACAACGAUACGUAAAAUUCUUAGGCAUAAAAGAAUUUUAAUCAAUUAAUAAAGUCAGAGGCAGAUGAUUUCAAGAGAUAGUUCAAGUUUAUAGAUAAAGAGAAACUUUUCAUGGAACUUCAAAAUUACAAAAUUGAAAACAACAAUCUAAAAGAGGAGAACACCAAGUUACGUACACGCAUCCAAUAGACCGAGGUAAGCCAACCUCAUAUGCUCAGAAAGAGCUCUUUAAUUAUGAGAGACUUUGCGAGAACAUGACCGAGUAGACACCAAACAAAAAGAAGGCCAAUGAGUUAUUACUAAUCCAACUAAAGAAACAGAACAAAGACCUCCAAUAGUCACUCAAAGAACGUACAGUCUAAGUUGAGCACCUUAAAAAAAAUACCAAAGUGACCAAAUUUCAAGAGUUAGAGUGUGAUCGAAAGGCAUACUUUGAUGAAACCGUGCGUAUGCGUAAACUCAUAGAAGAGAGUUAAUCAUAAUUCUAAUCUAUGUUAAGGUACAUCAUCUUUAUCCUUAAUUUAUAGUAAAUACAAUCAAAGUCUUUAACUUGAAAGUGAAGUUUAGAAGCUACUCAAAACAAAUGAAAAUUUGAUUGCUGAAAAUAAAGCACUCAAUCAAAAAAGUUAAUAAUCAGAUGAAAUGAUGCGAUAGUUAUAAGUAUUUUGUCGAUACAUUUAUUUAGCAAUUGUAUAAACUAAAUUAAUAGAAACAGUAAACAUUAGACAAACAUAUCUAAGAUCUAAAAAAUCAAAUUAAAAAAUUAUAGACAGAUAAAACAAAUCUUAAAUAGACAAUUAAAUAGAUGUAAGAUGCUUAAUAUUAGCAUCUUUAAUAACCAUAACCAAAACCAAAAAAAGACCCUACUCCUCGUCAACCUUAAUUAUCAAAUUUAAUUUUAGAGGAAUUAAGAUUUAAAUUGAUAUAUCGUGGUAUUACAGUUGAGUAAUUUGCUGAAAUGUUAGAAGGAUUAAAAUAAUAAGCACGAGAAUAAAAUGUAACAGUUAAAGUAGAUGAUUUAAGACAUAUAUUUGCUCAGUAAAUAAAUUUAUAUUCAUUAUAAUUAGAGAACCAUUUUCAUAUACAGAUGGAAAUAAAGUACAAUCAAUAUUAAAUUCACUUAAUGGUCAUGGAAAUUAAUUAGUUGAGAAUUUGAAAUCUUUAAUUGGAAAUUAUAAGACUUUCAUGAAUUUCCCUACAUUUGAUUUUGAAUAAGCAUAAACUAAAAUGAAGACUCAAUUAAAACAAAAUGAAAAGAAAAUUUAAGAAUUUUGGAAUAAACAAAAAAUAAAAGGAGAUGUAGUUACUAAAUCAGAUGUUAGAAAAAUGUUAAAUUCUCUUUCUUUAAAUUGGUAGGAACCUGAAAAUUUAUUCUAUUUUUUAUAACUAUUUGAAAAAUCAGGAGAAGAUUUAUAACAUAUACCAUUAUAAGAUACUUAUGAUCCAUUUACUAUGGAAGAUCCAUCAUAAUAAUAAUAAAUGACUGGACAUUAGAAUAUGAGAAUAUCUGAAGAAUCAGAUGAGGAAUUAUUUGAUAAAUAAAGUCAAGAUUAUUCAUUAGAUGAAAAUGCAGUAAAGAAAAAGAAAGAAUAAGAUUAAGGUAUAGUAUUUCGUGAUGAGGGUCAUAUAGUUGAACAAUAAGGAUAAUAAUAAUAAGAAUAUGAUAAAGAGGAUAAUGAAAAUUAUGAUGAGAAUGAAAAUUAUAAUGAAAAUGAAAAUGAAGAUGAACAUUAUUAAUAAGAAGAAGAUAAUUAAUAGAAAGGAUCAGAUUAAAAUAAUGAAGAUAUGAAUGAUCAUUAUGAAUAAGAUGAAUAUGAAUAACAUUAAUAAGAUGAAUAAUAAGAGGAACAUUAAGAAAAUGAAAAUGAAGAUUAAAAUUAAGAAAAUGAGAAUAAUAAUCAUGAAGAAUAAUAAAAUGAAUAUGAAAAUGAAGAAUUUGAUUGAU
This is a messenger RNA of Paramecium pentaurelia, 1967 nucleotides long. Lineage: Eukaryota; Ciliophora; Oligohymenophorea; Peniculida; Parameciidae. The record is from the annotation of a GenBank genome assembly.